Molecule: messenger RNA, 3082 nt
Organism: Suricata suricatta (meerkat)
Lineage: Eukaryota; Metazoa; Chordata; Mammalia; Carnivora; Herpestidae
Gene: IFI16
Product: interferon gamma inducible protein 16
Exons: 16
Biological process (GO): activation of innate immune response; cellular response to interferon-beta
Molecular function (GO): double-stranded DNA binding
Source: RefSeq, a predicted model, not a curated record
AAGCAUUUCAGAUGACUGAAUUCUGCCCUUUAGUUUGUGAGGGCUUUGCUGUUACAUCUUCCUACUCAAACCAAACCUACAUUGAUCGCUAUAUUUCAGAAGGAAGUUUCAACAGCUGGACGACUGCGGAGAAUUCUGUGAGAACCCGACUAUGCAAGCCCAACGUCAAGUGGCUCCUAGAAGACCUGCCCUUCAAAAGAACCCCAUGACAGUGGUGGUACUGAAGGCAACAAACUCAAUUGAAUAUGAAUUCUCAGGACAGAGGAAAACAAAAGUGUUUCUUGCUACAGUGGCCACUUCCAAUCAAGUGUUCCAAGUGAAGGUUUUAAACAGCAAGCUGAAAAAGGAAUUCAAACAAAAGAAUGUCAUUACCAUGUCACGAUACAUUCAAUACAAAAAUGUCCUGGAGGUAGAUGAAAAGUCAGAUGUGCAAAAAGCUCCUGAAGGCCAGAUGAUUGAGAUCCCAGAAAGCAUCUGGAUAAGGGCAAAAACACCUCCUAAGAUUAGAGAUCUUUUCCAGGAAGAUUCAGAUAAUCUUCCAACAAUCGUGUCUGGAUGGUUUCCCUUAAAAAAGAAAAAUGAUAGAAGGAAGACGACAGUCUAUGUAAUACAAGACAAUACAGGAACCAUAGACGUCGUGGGGAGUGGACUAUGCUAUGGCAUCAACUGUGAGGAAGGAGACAUGCUUCGACUCUUCUGCUUUUAUCUGAAAAAAAUCAAGGGGGAGCUGAAACUGAUGAGUGGAAAGUGCAGCUACAUUGAGGUCAAGAAGAAGAGAAACAAACCACAACAGAGCAGUCCUACUUUAAACCUGAAAAUUGAGCUGGACAAGUCCCUUCUGGAUCUAUCAAGUAUUAAGUAUACUUUUCAACUGAAGAACACUGCUGAAGAAUACUACUUCCAAAGGAGGCUUGAAAAAUCACUGCAGAACACUCAACAAUUCCAGAACACUCUCUGUAUGAUCCACUAUGUGAACGGGAAACAAUUGUCCUCAUUCUUCAUGGGUUCUGCCAGAGAUUUCAUCAAUGAGAUGGAGAAGGAAUGCAAAAAAAUUCUUCUGCUGAAAGGGCUGCAGCCCCUCAAUGAUGAUCAGUUUAGCAUGGUAAAGUCCCUGAUGGAUUCUGAUUUGGGACUGACUCCAAAAAUGAAAGAAGAGUAUACCAAGGUCAAGAUUGCUGACCUGAUGCAAAAGAAAUUCCGGGGGAUUACCUGUGUGGAGAAACUCUUGGAGCUGCUCAAAGACAUAGAAGGACUUGAAGACACUGUGAAAACUAUUAAAAAUGAGAGGAGAAAAGUUAUGAAGAAAUACAAAGUACAAGGACCAGCUCCAAUGAGAAGAAGAUGGCAGGAGGCAUCCAGUACCAGCGAAUCACCAUCCACCGUGAAUGAAGCUUCAGAAUCAGUGGAUGAUACACUUGCGACGCAGAAAAAGAAAAAGAAAACCACAAACAAUGAUAAAUCUAAGACAACACAUGAAUGGAACCAGCUUCCUGAACAUUCAGGAACAGGUGCACAGUCACCUGGGAGCGUCCCUCAGCCUCCUCAGAUGCCUACACCAGGCCCAGGCUCCAGUUCCGCGACCAAGAAAAGGAAAGCACAAGCCAAAAAACCUGCACAACCUGUGAUGAUGCCACCAACGCAGGGAUGGGGUCAGUCUGGAAAACCCUCAGUAACAGGUGCACUGUCACCUGGGAGCAUCCCUCAGUCUCCUCCACCGACCUCAAGCUGCAGUUCGUCGACCAAGAAAAGGAAAGCACAAACCAUAAAACCUACACAAUCUGUGAUGAUGCCGCCAACACAGGGAUGGGGUCAGCUUGGACAACCGUCGGUAACAGGUACACUGUCACCUCAGAUGCCUCCACCAACCCCAGGCUGCAGUUCGUCGACCAAGAAAAAGAAGGCACAAACCAUAAAACCUGCACAACCUGUGAUGAUGCCGCCAAUGCAGGGAUGGGGUCAGCUGGGACAACCCUCAGUAACAGGUGCACUGUCACCUGGGAGCAUCCCUCAGUCUCCUCCACCAACCCCAGGCUGCAGUUCGUCGACCAAGGGGGAAGAAAGCUACUUUCAGAAAAAGAAAACACAAUCCAUAAAAACUGAAAAACCUGAGAGGAUGCUGCCAACACAGGGAUGGGGUCAGCUUGGACAACCCUCAGUAACAGGUGCACUGUCACCUCAGAUGCCUCCACCAACCCCAGGCUGCAGUUCGUCGACCAAGGGGGCAGAAAGCUACUUUCAGAUAAAGAAAAUACCAACUGUAAAAACGGAAAAGUCUGAGAUGAUGCUGCCAACGCAGGGAUGGGGUCAGCUUGGACAACCUUCAGUAACAGGUGCACUGUCACCUGGAAGCUUCCCUCAGUCUCCUCAGAUGCCUCCACCAACCCCAGGCUGCAGUUCCUCAAUCAAGAAACCAAGAUUGAAGGCUGUGCCUACAAAAGCUUCCAGAGAAGAGGGUUUACAGACAGGCGCCAAAGAAGUGAUGGUGCUGAAAGCAACAGAGCCAUUUGCAUAUGACAUCACAGGAGGGGAGAGAGAGAUGUUUCAUGCCACUGUGGUGACUGAGAGCCAAUUCUUCCAAGUGAAGGUUUUUCAUGUCAGCCUGAAGGAAAAGUUCAUCCCAAAGAGAGUCAUCAUCAUAUCAGAUUAUAUUGGCCGCAAUGGGUUCCUGGAGGUGUACAAUGUCUCUUCUGUGUCUGAUGUCAAUCCUGACCGGAAGAUGGAUGUCUCAAGCAGACUGAUCCAAAAUGCAAAUGCAACUCCUAAAAUCAAGGAUCUUCACUUGGAAGAGCCAGGAAUAUUUGUGAAUGGGGUGUAUCAGGUGCAUAAGAAAAGGGUGUUGAAUGAAUGCAUCAUUUUGUAUGAAAUACAAGAUAAUACAGGGACAAUGGAUGUCAUGGUGUAUGGACGACUGACCAAAGUCAACUGUGAAGAAGGCGAUAAACUCACCCUCAUCUGCUUUGAGCUAAGUGGGCCUCCAAGACAGCUGAGAUCUGUAACUCACAGCUUCAUCAAGGUCAUCAAGCCCAGAAAAAUCAAGAAAGAAUAACUCAAUCCCUAUUUUUAUAUGCAAGCCUCAGCAUAA